Molecule: messenger RNA, 5714 nt
Organism: Lepisosteus oculatus (spotted gar)
Lineage: Eukaryota; Metazoa; Chordata; Actinopteri; Semionotiformes; Lepisosteidae
Gene: pkd2l1
Product: polycystic kidney disease 2-like 1
Biological process (GO): potassium ion transmembrane transport; detection of mechanical stimulus
Cellular component (GO): membrane
Molecular function (GO): sodium channel activity; muscle alpha-actinin binding; calcium channel activity
Source: RefSeq, a predicted model, not a curated record
CUCUUCAAAAAAAGGGAGCAGUGCCUCCCUUUCAUCCUUCUGAUGUCACUCAGCCUAUAUAAAGACAAUCUGCUAAAAGCCCAGGAGGAAAACCAUUCUCUGACUAACCUGUUGUAGACAGGUCACACCAGACACUGGAUUUGAAUGACAAGAAGUUUUAAUACUGCUUUUCUUAGCCGAUAUUUUUUCCCAAUUAAAGCUAAACUGUGUUCUGACACGUGGAGGCUGAAAAGAUUAUUUUUCCUGUCCUCUGCUCCGGAGGUAUAAUUCUUUCCAUUGCAGAUAUGUCUGCUUCAGGCUUGAACAACAGGGCGAAGAGCCAUUUCAGUCUUCAAGAGGAACACGAGCUGGAAGGCAUGGAGAAAGGAGCCUGGGUGAACCCUGCUUACAAUGCCUCUCCUCCAAUGUCCCCACUGAACAUCAGCACUGUCUACAACCCCAAGCCCACUUUGGAGAAUCCCUAUGGAAACAUUAGCAAGCUGGAUGUUCCUUCUCCUUACUGUGCGGACAUCAGGGCUCUCGAACCUUCUGGAGAAAAGAAGAAGUCUCCCGGUUGCUGUUUCUUUCUUGCCAAAGGAAUACGAGGCCUAUGGGGCACAACCCUGACAGAGAACACCUCAGAGAACCAGGAGCUGUAUCUCAGGACCACCCUGAGGGAGCUGCUGGUGUACAUUCUGUUUCUCAUCGAUAUCUGUCUGCUGACAUAUGGGAUGACCAGUUCAAGUGCCUACUAUUACACUACAGUGAUGACAGACCUGUUUGUGAACACACCCAGUGAUAAUGGAGUUACUUUUCAAUCCAUUGGUGAUAUGGCAGACUUCUGGUCAUUUGCCCAGGGCCCUUUGCUGGACGGCCUUUACUGGAGCAAGUGGUACAACAAUCAGUCGUUAAGCAAUGGUCCUCACUCCUUCAUCUACUAUGAGAACAUGCUGCUCGGGGUCCCUCGAGUGAGGCAGAUCAAGGUGCAGAACAAUUCCUGCAAGGUGCACCGGGACUUCCGGGCGGACAUCUUGGGCUGUUACGAUGUCUACGAUCCACAAAAAGAAGAUACUGUUGCGUUUGGUCUUAUUAAUGGAACAGCCUGGCAGUACCAUACAGAAGAUCAAAUGAAUGGAUCUUCGCAAUGGGGAUUACUGGCCACCUACACUGGAGGAGGGUACUAUCAGGAUCUCAAGAUGACCAGGGAUGAGAGUGCAGACAUCUUGAUGACACUCAAGAAUAACUUGUGGUUAGACCGGGGCACAAGGGCAGUCUUUGUUGACUUCUCAGCUUACAAUGCCAACAUCAACCUGUUCAGUGUCAUCAGCCUGUUGGUUGAAUUCCCUGCCACUGGGGGAGCAAUACCAUCGUACCAGAUUCGGACAGUUAAGCUCAUUCGAUACAUCAAUAACUGGGACUACUUCAUCGCUGGUUGUGAAAUUGUCUUCUGUGUGUUCAUCUUCUACUAUGUGGUGGAGGAGAUACUGGAAUUGCGGAUCCAUAAGCUGUCCUAUUUUACCAGUAUCUGGAACAUUCUUGAUGUGGUGGUUAUACUGCUUGCUAUCAUAGCAAUCAUAUUCAAUGCUUUUCGGACCAUUAAAGUGAACUCGUUACUGGGGAAACUUCUGGAACAGCCUGAUAUUUAUGCAGACUUUGAAUUUUUAGCAUUUUGGCAAACCCAAUACAACAACAUGAAUGCUGUUAAUCUGUUCUUUGCCUGGAUUAAGAUAUUCAAAUACAUCAGUUUCAAUAAAACAAUGACCCAGCUCUCCUCCACACUGGCUCGCUGUGCCAAGGACAUCCUGGGUUUUGCCAUCAUGUUCUUCAUUGUCUUCUUUGCCUAUGCGCAGCUGGGCUACCUGCUUUUCGGAACCGAGGUCCAAACUUUCAGCACCUUUGUCAAGUGCAUUUUUACCCAGUUCAGAAUAAUUCUUGGAGACUUUGAUUACGAUGCAAUUGAUCAAGCCAACCGGAUCCUGGGUCCAAUUUAUUUUGUCACUUACGUAUUCUUCGUCUUCUUUGUCCUGCUUAAUAUGUUUCUGGCUAUAAUCAAUGACACAUACUCGGAAGUCAAAGAAGAACUGUCAAAGCAGAAAGAUGAGCUUCAGUUAACUGACUUUUUAAAACAGGGUUAUGUGAGAACUUUGAUGAAGCUGAAACUAAAAAAAGAAAAAAUCUCUGAUGUGCAGAAGGCUUUACAAUCUGGAUCCAAGGAACUGGUAUUUGAGGACUUUAGAAACAGCCUGAAAGAGAUGGGGCAUGCCGAUCAAGAGAUCACUGCCGCCUUUACAAAAUUUGAUCAUGACGGAAACCAAAUACUGGAUGAGGAAGAGCAGAACAGGAUGAAACGAGAGCUGGAGGAAAAGCGGGUUGCUCUCAAUGCAGAAAUAGAACACCUGGGAAGAAAUUAUGGCAAUAAUACACUGCACCAGUCUGCAGACAUUGUUGAUGUGAAGAACAGCAAUAUUAAUAAAGCUGCUGGAGUGUCCCAUGAUGAGUUUCAGAUGCUGUUACGCCGGGUUCUGCAGCUGGAACAUUCUGUUGGGAGCAUCGUGUCCAAGAUCGAUGCUAUCACGGUGAAACUCGAAAAUCUGGACAGAACCAGAAUGAAACGGAAAGAUGUCACGGGAACACCACUAGAGAAUAUAAGUGAAGUUGAGAUGGCCAGAAAUCUGGAUGGCUUGGUAAACGAUCAGAUAAACACCUGGGCCACGGCAGCAUCACAGGGGAAGGCUUUGGGCGGGACAACACAUGAAACAAAGAGUAACCUUUAUCCCAGAAUAGGGUGGCCUGGAACUUUAGACUCUGCACUACCACCAAUGAAAACCAGCAACCAUUCAUAACUUUAAAGCAGCUAAAAUCAUUUCAAAGGCCAAGUUUAACUUUCAGUAUCACAUGUAUAAAAUCUAAGAGACGAAUUCUUAAUCUAAGAACAGACAUUUAGGAAGGACCUUGCUAAGUGAAAAUGGGAGGUAAAAGUAGAAAUAAAUGAAAAAAACAAUGAUUUUAGUAAUAUGAAAUACAUUGAGACAAAUGCCUAAAUUAUCUGCGUUAUGGUUUGUUUUGUUCUUAAAUCUAAAACUAUUUUUAUUUGCUUCAAGAAAGAGCAGACAUGAAUUCCCCAAAGCUUACAUACUUUGAGGCUUUUAUGAAAGAGAAAUAAUCAAAUUAUUAAAUUACUCUAAAUUAAAUAAAUCAUUUAGGUUGUUUGUGAUUCGUUUAAUGAUUCUUAUUUAAAUAUUUUCAUAACUGUGAUGCCACCUGGUUUAGUAAUUGGAAACGUAUUGUCCUACAUUCUCUGUUACUUGUAAAGUUCAUCAAGUUUGUGAUCACUAUAAAUUACACAAAUAUUCACAAACAAAAAAUCCCCAUUUGAUUUAUUCCCACUUUUCUGCUCAGCCUUGUACCUUGAAGUAGAGUCUGAAAAUACCAAGCUCUUCUGUGUUUCACCAUGUUAUGAAGCACUAGUGGGAGAGAUGCAUUUAAACUUAUCUACACUCUUUUCAAUGUUGACUUCUAUCUAAUACAAAUGUGGUAGAGUCUAGCUGACAGAUCACGUGCUUUUUAUCAAGCUUGUGGUUAGUGGAGUAAUAAUUGCUCUCAAAGGAAGCAAAUACAGUAGUUUCAGUGUCAAAAACUCUUCAGCUACUUAAGCAGGUAUUUGCUAGAGGAAACAAGGAGCCUGUUGCUCAGUUUUCAUUGAGCUUUACUGCACUUUAUUCUUCUUUCUCCUCUUUACUCCGAUUUUUCCAUGUUAAACUAUAUCUUUAGCAGACAAAAGUGUCAUAUGUGCUUAGGUAUUGUGUUAAAGUAACUAUUUUUUAUAUUGCCUAUACUCACAGGGAUUGCUCCCUUCCAGAGACAUUUCCAUUUCCAUUGAAAGCUUUUAGACUUUUUAUGUAGUGCUCUAGUUUGGAUGUAAAUUACAUACAGUAUAUGAUGCAGAGGACUGAACAUGAGCAGCAUUAUACUACUAAAGAUUACGAUUUAUACCCAAUGAUGGCAAAAAAUACAUCAUACAAUACACAUAUACAUUGUGUUAUAUUUUUAGCUAAAUAUUUUCUAAGAGUAAUAUAUGUAUAUCAUGCAACAUCUGUGUAAUUUAUCACAAGCUGUUUUGUCACCAGUGGAAUACUGAUGUAGAAACAAAUGUAGAUACCAUUGUUUUGUGAAAUGACAAACUUCCCUUCGAAGAUGCCACAGCAAAAAUACACUUCUGAGGUCUUCUUAGAUAUACAACACCGUCCAUUAAUGUUCAUGUGUGAUUAGUUACAAACACUGGAUAAAAAAAAUGUUGCAUGUAUUUUUUUUAAAUAUCACACUAUCCCUUUUAACAUUUCAGGAAAGUUUUUAAUCUUUAUCAGCCCUAGCUAACUUUCUUUGCUCUUUUUUACUUAAAUAAGCCUCCAAAAGGAUCUCAAAGUGCUUCACCUUUCAUCUGAAGUGUGGCACCUAACUGGGUGAAACACGGCAGUCACAGUGUGUCAACAGCCCCACUACACUAGAUCAGCAGGAAAAGUCAGAUACCACUUCAUGGACUGAGUUAAGGGAGCAUUUUACAGAGGCCAGAUUGUGCAACCCCUGAGGCACUGGGAUUAAGCCAGGACACCACUGUUAAAACACCCCUUCUCGACUGACAAGUGCAUGUGAUGACCAAGUAGUAGAACUCCCACCCCGAAUGUCCCUGGUCACCAUGGGGGGACACCAGUCUGGUCAAUUUGAUCCAGAGGAAAAACGUCAUCAUUUGCUGGUCCACUUAACACCCCUGUAGCAGCAACUUUGUUCUCUUUAGAGGUCACCCACCAUUGACCAGGCACAGCAUGGCUUUGCUUGGAAGAUCUGAGAUGAUCAGAUUGUGAAAUGACAAUGCUGUUGCACACAAAUCACUGACCAGCAAAAACCAGGUCACCAAAACAUUGCAAUGUUCCUAGAAGAGAAGAAUAACUGAAUGUUUUUUUUAGGAAAAUAGAAUGAGCUUGCUGAUUAUUUCUCUUGUUCAGAGUACUUUGCUAAGGCAAACAGGGAGACAUCAACACAGGGAGGGGGAAAAGCCAUGGAAAAACUUGUGCGUCUCCUUGUUGUAGAAGUGCCAGCUGGAAGGUGGCCAAGCUUCACCUUUGAUAAGUCUCUUCUUCAACACAUUUGCAAACUGUUCUGAAUGAUUUAAAUAGUUACUCCACUGUGGCAGUGACCAGGUUUACCUCUUCCUUCCAAGUAAAUGCUGGUUAUGCUGUGUGUGCCCUGUAAUGGACUGGAGUUUCACCCUGGAUAUAGCGCCACUGUUCUCUACCCUUCCAGGACAGGUCUCUCACAGUGUAAUGGUUUGGUGCUAAAAGGCUGCAAACCAGACCAUUUUGAGAAGUGAUCAUUAAAUAAUCAAGAUCACAGUAGCCGUAAAAAAAUGUACAGAUUGAGGUCUUUAAAUAAACAAACAUUUUCAAUGCUUGCAUUUUGAAUGCAUAAAGAGGUUACAACUAGACUGCAGACUAGUCCACACAAAAUGGCAAGCAACAGCAGUGUUUAAAAAGGGAUAGUGGGACAGAUGUAUACAGUAUCUUCAUAUUCUUUUAUGCAACAUUCUGUUGUGAAUUAUGUGUCUAUUCGGGAACACGUUGUUGAAUGCGUCCGUUAAUGCCUACCAUCAUAUAAUCAAUUAAAUCCUGUAGUUUUAUUGUGCUAAAAUGUAUUGUAAACUUUUUCAGAAAUCUUCUGUAAUGUGUGUCUUCUAUGAAAAU